Molecule: messenger RNA, 935 nt
Organism: Cuscuta campestris
Lineage: Eukaryota; Viridiplantae; Streptophyta; Magnoliopsida; Solanales; Convolvulaceae
Source: the annotation of a GenBank genome assembly
ACCCUACCUCGUUCCGUCAUCGUGCCGAGCUCGCCUCGCUACUCCGGCAUCUCUUUCUACACUUGCCGAUGCUUGGAAAGUAGUUUCACUCUCUAGUCUUCGAUCGUAUCUACCCUCUUCUGCGUUUUAGUUUCUUCGAAAAGCUAUUAUACUCUGUAUUCUUUAAUUAGAAUCACUGGUCUGGAGCUAGUGAAUUCCCCAUCUGCGAGAAAGAUUGCCAAAUAAAAACCUGUGGUUAUGGCUUCAGCACCAUCAAAGCUACACACAGAUGAUGUAAGCUUAUUGAUGGUGACGAUUGAUACCAAUCCGUUCUUCUGGAGCUCGAUGAAGAAUAGUGAUUCUUUUAAUUUUUCUAUGUUCUUAUCUCAUGUAAAUAUACAAAGGGUGUUUCGAUCUGGGCCACUUCAUCCGCAUCCUCGGAUACUGUGUCUCCAUGGAUCUCCAGAUGGGCCAGGACAAUAUGUGGCCAUCAUGAACUCAAUUUUCUCUGCUCAACGCUCAAUGGUACCGAUAGAUUCAUGUGCCAUAGGGGCCCAACAUUCCGCUUUCCUGCAGCAGGCUUCAUACAUAACUAGCGGAGUUUACUUGAAGCCUCAAUUUUUGGAUGGACUAUUUCAAUAUCUUUCGACAGUGUUUGCAACUGAUUUGCAUUCUCGUGCCUUCUUACAUCUUCCCAGGCCUGUGGGGGUCGAUUUUCGCGCUUCGUGUUUUUGCCACAAGAAUACAAUUGACAUGGGGUAUAUAUGCUCAGUUUGUUUGUCCAUUUUCUGCCAGCAUCAAACACAAUGCUCCACAUGCGGAUCGGUCUUCGGCAAGAGUCGAGCAGCGGUUGAAUCUGCAUCGUGAGAUGUUGGUAGCAUUUUCAAAGCUAAUUAUAUUGUUAUAAUCUUGUCCCAAACGGUGAUGCUAAUGGAAAAUAAUGCUUCCUAACAAUC